UGCCCCCGCGCCGCGACCGCGCUCGCUUCCCUCGCGGGGCCAAGCCCAACCCGCAGGCCUCUCUGCUCCUGAAUGCUGGAGAAAUGUGCACGUGCCCGAUGCCCUCCUGCGAUCCGGGAAGGUCGACAUUCCAAAACCCGCCUGGCCCUGGCCUUUCAGAGGAGGAAUCGCAGCUCGGCGUGAACUGCACAGGCGUAGCCACGCUGCAAGGCUUAACGGAGACGUCAGAUGUACAAAAACGGUCUCGUGCUUGCUUGUACAGUGGAGUUAGGUGUGUGGGCUCGGAAGAGCAUGCAGGUGUUCAUGCGCAGACUCAGGGCAGGGUCCUGCUCCAGACCAUCUGUGCAGCUGGCAUUGGUGGAACUUUUCAGUUUGGCUAUAACCUGUCCAUCAUCAAUGCCCCAACCGUGCACAUUCAGGAAUUCACCAAUCAGACGUGGCAGGCGCGGACCGGCCAGCCACUGCCUGACCACCUGAUCCUGAUCAUGUGGUCCCUCAUCGUGUCUCUGUACCCCCUGGGGGGCCUCUUUGGAGCGCUGCUUGCCGGGCCCCUGGCUGUCAUGCUGGGAAGGAAGAAGUCCCUCCUGGUGAACAACGUCUUUGUGGUGGCCGCGGCGAUCCUGUUUGGCUUCAGCCAUAGAGCAGGCUCCUUCGAGAUGAUCAUGCUGGGGCGGCUGCUCAUGGGAGUCAGCGCAGGUGUGGGCAUGAGCAUCCAGCCCAUGUACCUGGGGGAGAGUGCCCCCAAGGAGUUCCGGGGAGCCGUGACCAUGACCUCAGCCAUUUUCACUGCCCUGGGGAUCGUGAUGGGACAAGUGGUGGGACUCAGGGAGCUGCUGGGUGGCCGGCAGGCCUGGCCCCUGCUGCUGGCCAGCUGUCUGGUGCCUGGGGUGCUGCAGCUGGCCUCCCUGCCCCUGCUCCCCGAGAGCCCGCGCUACCUCCUCAUUGACCGUGGAGACACCGAGGCGUGCCUGGCAGAGAGAGCGGAAGAGAGAAGGAACGACCCCCUGCCCCUCCCUCCGGGCUGCCUGCUGCAGGCCCCUGGGAGCCGCGGGAGGCUGCAGGGAGCCCGUGCCCCAGAGCCGGCCCUGUGCCCGCCUCCCCAGAUGUACGCCUACGCUUCCUCCGUGUUCGGGGAGGCGGGAGUGCCCCCGGAGAAGGUCCAGUAUGCCAUCAUCGGGACCGGGUGCUGCGAGCUGCUCACAGCGUGUAUCAGUUGUAUGGUCAUUGAGAGGGUAGGCCGGCGGGUGUUGCUGAUUGGGGGGUACUGCCUGAUGACCUGCUGGGGGAGCAUCUUCACAGCGGCCCUGUGCCUGCAGAGCUCCUUCCCCUGGAUGCCCUACCUGGCCAUGUCCUGCAUCUUUGCCUUCAUCCUCAGCUUUGGCAUCGGCCCCGCUGGAGUGACAGGGAUCCUGGCCACGGAGCUGUUUGACCAGAUGGCCCGGCCUGCUGCCUACAUGGUCUGCGGGGCGCUCAUGUGGAUCAUGCUCUUCCUGGUUGGGCUGGGGUUCCCCUUCAUCAUGGAGGGAUUGUCCUACUUCCUCUAUGUGCCUUUCCUCGUUGUCUGUGUCUGUGGGGCCAUCUACACUGGCUUCUUCCUUCCUGAGACCAAAGGCAAGACCUUCCUGGAGAUCUCCGAAGAAUUGCACAGACUCAACUUCCCCAAGCGGAGCCAGGGCCCCCCGUGGAGGGGCCCCAAGGUCAUCCAGUCCACAGAGCUGUAGCCCCACAGUGGUGGCUGGAGCCCAGACAGAGCUUCCGCUUGUCCCUUUGCUUCCUCUCCAUUUACUAGCUCCUGUGUUUGUUCACUUAAUGAGUGCUUAUUAUAUGAGCACCUACUGUGUGCAGGAAUGGUGCCAGGUGCCUAGCAACAGUGGUGAGCCAGAGAGAUGGGAUCCUGGGCCUCUUGGUGUUCCCCACCUAGAGGCCGUUAACGAACAGGAAACCAA
Myotis brandtii (Brandt's bat) is the source of this 1946-nucleotide messenger RNA. It is a transcript of the gene SLC2A11, whose product is annotated as solute carrier family 2 (facilitated glucose transporter), member 11. The coding region runs from base 84 to 1721 and encodes 545 amino acids. Gene Ontology annotation, biological process: monosaccharide transmembrane transport. Gene Ontology annotation, molecular function: hexose transmembrane transporter activity. Gene Ontology annotation, cellular component: membrane. The transcript has 12 exons. The record is from RefSeq and is a predicted model, not a curated record. Lineage: Eukaryota; Metazoa; Chordata; Mammalia; Chiroptera; Vespertilionidae.